AUGGCCCUCACGUCCCAGCGCAGUAGCAGCAGCAGCAGCAGCAGCAGCAGCAGGCCUGGACAGACUGAUCCUGAUCCUGACCCUUCCUCCUCUAAGGCUCAUCUCCACACCAACGGUGGCAGCACAAGAAGAAGAAUUAGUAGAAGAAGAAGCAGUACUAGCAGUGCCAAUAGCAGUACCAGCAGCACAGGCACAGAAGUAUUAUUCCCGCCCCCCGGCCGAGAAACGUCGUCUUCCUCCACUUCCACUUCCACUUCCGAUCACACGCCAUCAUCCGGCUCCUCCUCACCAAGAUCAGCAUCCUCCUCCUCCACAGAAACAGAGGUAAAAUCAAAAGACGGGGUAGUACUUGAGAGAGGACGCAACACAAGAAGAGGGGGAUCGGCAUCGUCAAGUAAUAAUAAUAAUAAGAACCAGACAAGCAUAUUAAUCUCAUCUCCAUCAUCUCUUCCUGCAGCACGUCCUGCUCCUGCACCUGCUGCUGCAUCUGCACACCCACGGCCUCAACCACAACUGCACCCACAACCUCCCACCUGCUCCACCUGCUCCUCCUCCUCCUCCUGCUGCUGCUCGACGUCGUCCACAAGCAGUACCAAUCGCCCGAGAGAGCCUGUCAGGACGAAGACUCAGGGAAGUAGCAGCACUGUUACUACUAGCACUUCUACUGCUACUACUAGUAUUACUACUACGCCCACUACUGUUACUACUGCUAGUACCACUGCUACUAUUGGCCGUAGUAAGACUCGGAUCACCGCUAGCACUGUUUUGUCCCCCACCAACAGCAACGACACAACCGCCAGCCAAAACACCAACACUCGCUGCACAAACAACCCAAACAACCACACAGAGACAGCUUCUUCCUCUUCCUCUUCCAGUGCUGCUGCUGCAUCCCCCACACAGAUCACACCCAUCACCACAACCACAACCACAACCACACCCAGCAUAUCCACACCCACAACCACACCCACCACACACACAUCCACAGCCUCAAAUACUUUGCCUCCGUCCUCAACCACACCCCCCACAGGGACUGCAAACAACGAUACAAACAAUAAUACACGCUCGUCUAUCACAGCCAGACACCCACCAGCAGCAACACCAGCAGCACCACCACCACAUCCACCACCACCAGCAUCACUCCUCACACACUCGCGUGCGUCUAGUCGCUCCAGUAAUCUCACAACAACCUCAUCCACAAACCGCCAUCCCAGCCGCGACCAUUCCUCCCACACACGCUCAAAGUCUGCUUUGCUCCCGUCGUCAACAACGUCUACUGCCCCCCUCUUCUUACAAUCCUCAAAACACAGGUACCAGCAGCAGCACGCUUCAACCACCACCACUUCCACCACUCCCAGCUCACGACAACCCGUUGCCCAGUCAACAGAACCACAACCACAACCACAAUCAGUCCGUGCGCAGCGUCACAUCUCAGACACUGCCGCUACAGCAAAAAAGACCGCGUCCACCACCACCACUGCUGCUACUACCACUGCUCCUCCGGCCGCUGCAGCGCCAGAAGAAAAAGUAUCAGCUACUACUACUACUGCUAGACGGCCCGCGCGGUUCAGUAGUAAUGGUAUAGCGACAAGCACCGGACCUCCACCGUCACUCGCUUACCGCCGCACAAACACCGCCGCCGCAAUGAUGGAGAAUCGCUUCUCGUCGUCGCCGCGCACAAUGAAUCUGAAUAAUGGGGGCGCUAGGGAUAGCAUCAACAACAGCAACAGCAUAAACAACAUUACAAGUAGUACUACAAGCCAUGGGGAGAGGAGCUCGUUCGCGAGGAGGGAUAGGGAUAGGGAUAGGGAUAGGGAUAGGGAUAGUAGGACGAGGGAUGUCACGACGCCGAUUGCGAGGGAGGCACUGGGUGGGCUGUCGAGAGAGGGGUCGAGAAGGAAUUCAAGGAUCGAGAGGGCAUACGAGGAUGAGAGGACGAUCAGGGGUCUGGAGGACUUGCAGAGAGAGGCGGCCGGGAUUGAGGAUGCAGGCCAGGAUCCUGGCGAGAUGGGCGGGGAGGACGUGUUCUUGAACCUGGCCAGGAGCAACUCGGUAUCGAGUUAUACGGAUAAUCCAGCCUAUAGGGCUGAACGCAGGAGGUCACGCCUCACGCAACUGACGCAGCAACGAAAUUCGCUUCCCGCGGACACCUUUUCGGGAUCGCCAUUACGCGCGAUACAGACGCACUCGCAGGCCAACCGCACGCUCACAAACUCACCUGCGCCGAGCACCCGCGAUAACGGCAACUGGCACCAGGACCGUGUUUCGACACCGCCCACAUCCUAUCGCGACCGCAGGCUGUCGAAUGCAUCGCUACUGGACAACAACAGUAACAUCGAUGAGCAAGGCAAGGCCGUGACCCCGCGCGCAUCCUUCUCCCGUCCUCUCAGCAUGCUGCGACGGGAGCGCUCGCCGGGAACGUCCUCUCACACACGAAGCUACUCGAUGGCCGAGCCCGUUGCGAGGACUCGGUCGGGGCUUUCCAAUCAUGUGGCGCCACGCGCGACGCACUCGAGCCCGCAGGACGUGUCGCCGCGCGAUGUGGGUGUCGGACUGGGCCAGCGCGAGAGGCCGCCGCCGGUGUCCACGAGGAUGAUGAUGGGCGUGGAGCAGCACCCCGAUGCCGCCGAUCCUAUCACACCCACGAGGCCCGAUCAGCAGAGCGUCAGUGGCGACAAGAGCGUGUCGGGUGGCAACGACGACUCCUCGUCGGUAUCGACAACCGCGCCAAGUACCGUGUGGGACGAGCUCGACGAUCUCAAGUCCCGCAUUCGCCGCCUCGAGCUCACGGGCCGAAUACCGGCGUCGGCGUCGGGCGUGGCGAGUCUGAGCAGCAGCUUCAACACCGUGGGCGGUGCGUCGAAUUCCUCGGGUGAGCGCCCGAGAACGGCGACAACGACCGUCACAACUAUCUCUUCGUCGCCGCGGAAUAACAAGGAGAGUGGCAUCUCGCCGAUAAACUCCACGUUCGGCCACCGCGAUCACUCGAUAAACAACCACCCCCUCCUCCACGCCGCGCUGGCAAAGUCGAAAUCGUUGAUACCGCCAGAAGUAUACAAGUACCUCGAGGUCGCGGCGAACGACGCAGCGGCACUGGCAAGUACGGUCAGUAACGCCGCUGCCGCUGCCUCCUCGUCGGGGUCUCCUGGCUCUUCUUCUGGGACACUGGCGUCCGAUCGACAGGUCCGCCGCAAGGCCGACAGCGUCUGUAGGAGUUUGACGGAGUUGUGCAUCGCGCUCUCGGAGAACAGAUCGUCUCUGGGUGGCGCGGGGGCACCAAACUUCUCGCUCCACUUGUCGCAGCAUUAUGGCGGCGGCGGCGCAAGGCCCGAGAGUCGGGGUGUGGGGAUGGGCGUGGGGAAUGAUAGUAUUCUGGGGAGGUCGGAUAGUGUGCUAGGGAGAGAACGCAUCCUGGGGCGGGAGCGGGGAGACAGCAUCCUCGGCCGCACCAGGGAGGAGAGCAUCCUCGGCCGCGACAGCGUCCUGGGACGUGAGUCCGUGCUGGGCCGCGAAAGCGUGCUCGGGCGUGAGUCCGUCCUGGGCCGCGGCGAAAGCGCAAUGGGCGAGCGCAUAUCGUCCCGCAUCUCUAGCCGCUUCGCAGACCGCAUCGCGGAGCGGAAGGGCAGCCUCGCGUCCAUCUCCACGUCCACGGGCUUCCUCAAGUCGUCGCCGCGCCAGCAGCUCGCAGAGCACCGCGAGAUGCCGGAGGAGGCGGCGGUCCCGAGUCCGACUACGCCGGGGAACCUCCGCUCGAGAAAUUCGAUGCUGUUGAAGGCCCGGCAUAUGUUUGACGACGAGGAGGACCCGGAGAGUAGUUUCCGAUCGCCGAGUCGUGCGGCCACGGAGGUGUUGAGCCAUAGGCAGCACCACCAUAGAGAGACGACGUACCAUAUGACGCCUGACCGCGCGGACCGGGCGGGGUCGAAUGCGCUCCCGCCGCGAAGGCAGUAUGUGGUGUCGCAUGGCACGUCGCUGGCGCAGGGGGGAUUGGCGUCGCCUGUGGUGCAUCAGAGUAGUGGGCAGAGGCGCUUCUUUAGUGGCAGCAGCGAGAGGGCCGAGAUGAGGGAGCGCGAUGAGAGGGCGGCGUAUGAGAUGCAGAAUGCGGCCGAGCAGCAGCAGCAGGAUGCCUAUACGACGCAGGGGAGGUUUAGGAGUGGGAGUUUUGGGAGGACGCCGAGUAGUGCGAGGAGGCCGGCGAGAGUGUUGAGGGAGAGUGUGGAUCUGGAUAGUCGCCAGGAGGGGGGGAGUUUGGGGAGGACGCCCGGGGGGGAGAGAUUGUUGGGGAGGAGGUAA
Molecule: messenger RNA, 4290 nt
Organism: Morchella importuna
Lineage: Eukaryota; Fungi; Ascomycota; Pezizomycetes; Pezizales; Morchellaceae
Exons: 2
Coding region: 1-4290 (1429 amino acids)
Source: RefSeq, a predicted model, not a curated record